AUGACACAGAGUUUAAAUAAACUAAUGAAGGAGAACGACAAACACUUGGAGGAGAGAGACGACAAGAAUCGGUUUCUGUUUCGGAUCCUUGCAGAUCUAUCUAAGAAUCACCUGACAGAAAUCCCCCCUGAAGUGUGUCUGUUCGCCCCCCUGGAGUCUCUCAACCUCUACCACAACUGCAUCAAGUGCAUCCCAGAAGCCAUCAUCAAUCUGCAGAUGCUCACCUACCUUGACAUCAGCCGAAAUCUUUUGACGGUUUUGCCAAAAUACCUGUUCAGCCUCCCCCUCAAAGUCCUGCUUGUGAGCAACAACAAGCUCGCCUCCAUUCCCGAUGAGAUUGGAAAGGCCAAAGAGUUGAUGGAGCUGGAUGUGAGCUGCAACGAGAUCCAGGUCCUGCCGGCUCAGGUGGGGAGGCUUCAAGCCUUACGGGAACUGAACAUCAGAAAGAACUGUCUUCACAUGUUGCCUGAGGCUUUUGUGAUCCCAUUUGGGUCCACUGGAGCUUAUGGCAGUGUUAACCAGCACAUCUGGGAAGAAUCUUUCAGUACUGAGUGUUACACUUCUGAUAAGGACCAGCUUGCUGAGGAAGAAGAUGAUGAGCUGAAAGAAGUGCUGGAUCUGAGGAAGAUCGCUGUCCAGCUUUUGCAGCAGGAACAACAAAACAGACGCCGGUCGUUAAUUUGCAGAGCCGAGAGUCUUAUUCACCGACGCAGAGUGACCGGCAGGGCGCACAGGUUUCUGAGUCACUCUGGGAGCUCCAGCAGCAAACAAAGACUGCCACCUCAGACUGUGCGCAGUGCUUCUCUGGAUGAGGGAAGUAGCGGAGCGUCAGUGCUGAGUGGGCAGCCUUCUUCCUCCUGCUCCUUUGAUGGAAGCUUGAAGACCGAACAGUCAGACUCAGAGCCAAAGUGGCCCGAAGUACCGCCGGUCCUGAAUCAGAACGAAGACCGCAGGCGGACCAAGUACCUGAGAAAAGACUAUCUAAAAUACAAAUGUCAGAGCGCUCGUAAGAGCUCCAGCAGCAACGACGACUCUGAGGCAAGUCUGCGCUUUGCUGAUUUCAGCACCACGUUGACAGUGUUCGGACUGAAGCCAAGAUCAGCCUUCAGCAAAGGAAACCGUCAGGACUUCAGCUCAACAGACCCCAGCUUCACCAUGAGGAGGAAGAUGGAGCACCUGCGGGAGGAACUGGAGCAGAUCGGACUCCUACGGCAGAACAUCGAGUCCAGACUGAAGGUGUUGCUUCCAGAUGAUGUUGGAGCUGCUCUGAUGGAUGGAGUCGUUCUCUGCCAUUUAGCCAAUCACAUAUCCCCCCGCUCUGUAGCCAGCAUUCAUGUCCCAUCACCUGCAGUGCCAAAGCUGAGCAUGGCAAAGUGCCGCAGGAAUGUUGAGAACUUCCUGGAUGCUUGUAAGAAGCUUGGCGUUCCACAGGACAAACUCUGUCUGCCCCACCACAUCCUGGAGGAGCGUGGCCUGGUGACGGUCGGCGUGACGGUCCAGGCUCUGCUGGACCUGCCUGCGUCCAGGUCUGCGCACCCAUUGUCCAUUUGA
Nematolebias whitei (Rio pearlfish) is the source of this 1551-nucleotide messenger RNA. It is a transcript of the gene lrch2, whose product is annotated as leucine-rich repeats and calponin homology (CH) domain containing 2. Gene Ontology annotation, molecular function: protein binding. The transcript has 16 exons. The coding region runs from base 1 to 1551 and encodes 516 amino acids. The record is from RefSeq and is a predicted model, not a curated record. NCBI's taxonomy places the organism in Eukaryota, Metazoa, Chordata, Actinopteri, Cyprinodontiformes, Rivulidae.